Stylonychia lemnae is the source of this 3273-nucleotide messenger RNA. The record is from the annotation of a GenBank genome assembly. NCBI's taxonomy places the organism in Eukaryota, Ciliophora, Spirotrichea, Sporadotrichida, Oxytrichidae.
AUGUAAAAAGACCAAGAAAUAGAUAAAACCUCUCAAAGCUAGAGCAAAAUGCAUCAUUUGCUGAUCGAGGACAACAAAAGGCAUUAAUUUACAGGGGUGAUUGGAAGCAUGAUUGAAAAAAUGAGGGGGAUUCUUAAAAUGGAUUAGCAUAAGUAUUAAUAGUUAGAGCAAGAUGAUAGUGACUUGGCACAUGCGGAAACUCCAAGAACAGAUGCAUAUAAUACUAAAAAUAAAGCCUAGGUUAAAGAUACUCCUAUUUUUGCAGGAGUUACAAGUUUAAAUGACUCUCAGAAUCGAGGAGGUGCAGGAUUCAAUGAAAUGCAUAUAAAUAGAUCAUUCCAUAACUCAUAAUCACAGUCAGACUAACAAUUUUACAAAUCAAAUAACAGCUUUAAUAAUUCAUAGUUCUAAGGAGAUGAAACAUCUAAGCAACUUAAACAAGCCUUCAAUGCUUCUAACCCAAGAUACAGCGAUUUUAUAGGCCAUCAAAUAAUUGAGAACAGUGCAGAUAAUCGAAGGCAUUCUUAGAAUCACCAUUAAAAUUUACAGAAUAUGAAUGAUUAUGACCUCGAAGAGUUCUUGAAGUCUACUAAUUCAGCUGUCUCUGACUAUUAAUUUCUUUUUGAAAACAUUGAUUAGCAACUCCAAAAUAAUACUCAGAUGAUGGCGGAAGAACUAUCUAAAAAUAUGCCAGACUAUCUCAUGAAUACUAAUAAUUCAAUUUUACUAAACAAGGACAGCUUUAAAAGUGGACAAGAUCAUGAUUAAAGUUUAUGCAGAAGCUCCAAAAAUAAUGAUAACAUGCCUCGAAUGAUAAAAGAUACUCAUCAAAGUUCAACUCAUAUAAGGCAAAGCAAUAACAAUCAUAAUCAAAGAGAUUUACAUAAUAACAGUAGUCUUAUUUUUAAUGAAAAUGGUAGUGCUGGAGUAGCUGGGGGAAACUAUCUAGAGCAUAGUGCAAACAUGAGUAGUUAGAUAGACAUCACAAAUAUGAGUGAUGAGAUUAUAUCAAUAGAAGAAACUUAUCGUGAGACAAAUGCUGCUUGUAGGAAAUCUAUGGAGGAAAUUUAGCCUCCUUAAUCCUAGCAAAAAGGCAACAAGUCAAUGACAAUAAUUGAGGAAGAAGACUAUGAGGAGAGUGAAAUAAUUAACAAUGGAAAUUAAACUAACACUAAUCUUUUCUCUUAAAUGAGCCUUAAAAUGAAUACCAUGAAAAAGUCAACUUCUUCAAAUCUAAAUCGAACAAGGCAGAAUCUCUAGUAAAAUUAAUAGUAAUAAAUAACAUAGCCUACCAAUGAAUCUAUGAAUAACUAGGCUUAUUAGUAGGUUUAGCAAAGAAAUCCAAACAAUCACUCUAAUCUUAGAGAUUCUUAUGAAACAUUUGGAGGCCUAAACUCUGAAGGUGGGUCAGGAAAGCAAAAUCUUUAAAAGAAUUCUUAAAUAUAUAACACUUCUGAUAAUGUUUAGUAGAGAUCGAAUAAAAUGCAAGAUUAAUUAAACGAAGUUUAGGACAGAAAAGUUGCCACCCAGAACAACAUAGGUGGGAACAAGAAAUCAAGGGCUCUUUCUGGUAACAUAUAGAGUGAAAUCUAUGGAGGCCGAACUGCAGCAGCUACAUUAGCAGAUGCAGAGUCUAAGAAUGUUACUCUGAUGUCACCUAUGAAUCAUUUCACUAUCAAUCACACUCAUGAUAGUAUUGGAAGCACUAUCUCAUAUCCAUAAGAGGGACAGAGAUUACAAGAAAAGUACCAGAAUCUGAGAAUGCAGUAGAAUAUCUAUGGAAAUUAAGAAAUUCAAAAUAAUGAAGGAGAUUGUGAAGAUGAUCAAAGUAAUAAAAUAUCUAUUCAUGAUAUGCUUAAGAGGUAUCAGGAAAAGUACAAAAAAUAAAAAGAGGAUAGCUAGAAGUUUAAUCAAAAUAAUCAGUAGUAGGUAUUUGAAUUCAAGGAUACUAGAAAUAUUAGUAAAAAUAUCAAGAAACCUUUGACAGCAGAAGACACCAGUGAUAGUGAGAAUGAAUAUGUAAAUCGAAGCUUUGUGAGCACUACUCAAAUUAAUCAGCAGCAUACGAGGAAAAGAGACAGAAGUAAUGUAUCAUUAAGCAAACCAUUUGACUUUGUAGAUGAUUAAGUUUCAAACUAAAACUAAGAGUUAUAAGAACAAGACUAGCCUAUAGAUAGUAGAAGAAUGAUGAAUCUCGAAAGAGAGCUGAAUGCAUAUGCCAGACAUAUUCAAGAAUUGGAGGAUCUAGUCAAAAUGACUGAGAACUAGAAAUUAAAAACUGAAAAGCAACUCUUGCAAUAGCAACUUUAAUUUGAGAAUGAAUUCAAAGCUAGAGAACAUCAAUUUAGCAAAGAAUUAAAAAUCAAAUAGAAUGAGAUCGAGUCUUUGUACAACAAACUUGAAGAGCAGCAAUAGUUAUUUGAUUAAAAAAUGGAGAAUCAAAGAGACAGGCUGAAGAGAGUGGAAAAAACAGUCUAUGAGCGAGUUGAGCAAGAGUACUCAUAGAUACUAACUGAGAAAGAUAAUUUGAUAAUGGAUUAAAAUAAUCAAAUUCUUUAGUUAGACAGCAAUGUCAGAUAACUCAAAGAUCAUAUUGCAUAAGAUUAAGUAGCCUUAGAAAUGCGUCAUGAGGAGCAAAAACUUAAAGAGAGGUAGUUUAUUUUAUAAGAAAGAGAAGAUAUAAAGUACAAGACACUCUAAGAAAAUGAUAAAGAGAUGCGCAGACUCAAGGAAAGGAUUGAAUCUGAGUAUUAGUUCAAAUUCACAUAAAUGGAAUAGAAAUAUAAGCAGAAGAUUCUCAAGAUAGAAUCAAUGUACAGAUAAAAGCAGGACGCAUUCUUAGUAGAUAAGUAAAAGGAGUUCUAAAGUCUUAAAGAGCAGGAGAUCUCGAGAUUCUAAGAGGAAAAGCUCAUCAAUCACGCAAGGACCACAUAGAUAGUAUAUGAGGACGUGAGUAAAACGCUCAUUAGUAAAACUAAAGAAGAGGAGAAGCAUAGAAUAGAUAAAAUUAGAAAUUAAAUGAAAGAGGAAUAUGAGGACAAAAUGAGAAAGAAGGAAAAUUAACUAAGUAUGUAACUUGCUUAGGAAAGGAAAGCCAAGGGCUAGGUGGAACUCAAAAAUGCUCAGUUAGAGGAUUAGGUAUAUGAGCUAAUGGAGAAAUUGAGAAGUAUAGAAUAGGAUAAGGAAAACAUCAAUCAUAGAAUGAAUGCAGGAGAUACCAAGGAGCUAGCCAACAAGCUUAAAAAGGUUAAUAAAGCACUCCCUCUCAAGUGA